This is a messenger RNA of Pestalotiopsis fici W106-1, 1002 nucleotides long. RefSeq lists its product as uncharacterized. Gene Ontology annotation, molecular function: peroxidase activity; heme binding. The transcript has a single exon. Gene Ontology annotation, biological process: cellular response to oxidative stress; response to reactive oxygen species; hydrogen peroxide catabolic process. NCBI's taxonomy places the organism in Eukaryota, Fungi, Ascomycota, Sordariomycetes, Amphisphaeriales, Sporocadaceae. The coding region runs from base 1 to 1002 and encodes 333 amino acids. The record is from RefSeq and is a predicted model, not a curated record.
AUGAAGCCCUACACAAUACUUGGCUGCAUAGCAACAAUGACCCUGGCGUAUCCGGGUAUGGACCGAGUUGUGCGCGAGAUCAAGGCACGGGAUUAUGGAAUAGAGAAAAGAUCCCCGGAAAUGAUCGGUGAUCUGAUUGACGGCGCUUCAAGUGCAACCGGGUCCACCAUCAAAUCGAUUUUGCAAGGAGAGUAUGCUAUUGCAAGGCGAUCGACAUAUACGGCACCCGGCCCCAUUGAUUCUGACGAAUGCAAAAAGGAUACAUGUUGUAUUUGGAGCUAUAUUGCUUCUGACAUGCAGAAUGCUUUCCAAGACGGCAGUUCUUGUUCAGACUUGGCUCGUGGAGCAAUUCGCCAAGGAUUCCACGACGCUGCAACCUGGGACAAGGGCUCGUCCUAUGGAGGAGCUGACGGUUCUUUGCUCCUUUCUGAUGAAUUGAGCCGCUCUGAGAAUGCGGGCCUGGAAUCAAUUGGCGACCAAACGAAAUCAUGGUUUCAAAAAUACCGAGACCACAACAUCACCAUGGCCGACCUCAUCCAGGCAGCGGCCAUUGUGGGAGUGGUAUCUUGUCCGGGAGGACCCAGAAUACGUCUUUUUGUCGGUCGCCAGGAUAAUAGCCAAGCUGGUCCAACUGGAAUGCUCCCAUCUGCUUUUGCGGAUGCGCAGUCCUUGAUUGACCUCUUUGCCGCCAAGACCUUUUCCGCCGACGACCUGGUUGCCCUCGUAGGAGCACAUACUGUCGCCAAGCAAAGCACUGUGGAUGCUUCUCGUUCUGGUGCAUCUGAAGACUCGACUCCAGGAACGUGGGAUAACAAAAUUUACUCCGAGACCUUGGAUUCGGGCAACAAAUCCAUUCUCACCUUUCCUAGCGACAAGAACCUUGCAACGUAUAGCCAAACAUCAAGUCAAUGGAACACCUUUGCCUGCACAAAUGGUCAAUCAUUAUGGGCAAAUGCAAGUAUCCUGUUUGGUAUUUUUCAAGCUCUGCUAACUUUGCUCUAG